GUUUUCCUCUGCACAGGUUUUGAUAAAUCUCCCCCAUAGAGAUCAUUCCCAGUAUGAGAUUUGUUCCCCUGCAGUCCAUACAUCUCCAGCCCGUGCACCUUCUCAUCCUCCCCUUCAGAUAACACUUAUCUUCUCUGUGAGGUCCUUCUCCUGUGCAAACCUGAGUCUUUAAACUACAGAGCAGGGGGAGGGGAGGUGGGGAGCUGUUUACUCAGCUGGAUGAGAUGAGGGGGCGUGGCUUAUUUUUCCCAUGCAGACAGAGAGAGAGAGAGAGAGAGAAAAAAAAAAAAAAAGCUGUGACAUCUUGUCCACAACAGACUCAAAACUGUGGACAACAUUAAAAGAAAACCCUCUGAACUACAGAACUUCCUGCCCAACAAAUAGGUAUAAUUUGCAAACCUCUUCAGGGAAAGAAUUAGUGCAGAGUUUUGGAUUUCCUAACAGAUUCAGCACACAAGAUACAUUACUGCAAACGGAGAAUCAGGAUCUAUAUUACAACAUUGUAAGAAAAGAGACAAUGAGCAGAGAAGUGACACACGAAAGUAAUUUACCCCCUCAAAGUAACAUGAAUGUAACCAAAAAUGGCAGCACUUGUAUUCUGUUUGGAGCCAAGAGAAUAAUAAUCAGAUUUAAGAAUCAAACUCAGCUUGACCUGACCAAUACAAAUAUCAGUCUGCAUGACAACAUGGAUGUAGAGGAAUCAAACUGCAAUGAAGAAAAUUCCACACUUACUCUAAAGUUUAUCAAGGUUGGACUUUUAAAGGGACUUGCAUUAAGAUUUUUAUUGGUAAAAAGUUACUACAAACUGUCUGUACAGAACUGGUACAAACUGCAAAGUGUACAGAUACUUCUCAACCAUUCGGUGCAAGCAACAUUCAAUACCUCCAGAAUAUUUGCUCCAAUCAGCUAUUCCUACCAUUGUAAACACGUCAGCAGCCUACAGAAACACGAUGCAUUGUUAGUCCCCAGCUCUGCUGAAAACAGCUCAAGACUAUGGGAUGUCACUUUCCAGGAUUUUCAGAUACAAGGUUUUAAUGUUGAAGAUGGUGAAUUUGCCUAUGCCAAGGACUGUGCGACCUACUUUUCACCAGCAAUUCUUAUGGGUCUAGUCAUGUCACUUAUCCUUCUACUGGUCUUGGCUUAUGCACUCCACAUGUUGCUACAUCUGAAGUCAAUGGACAGACAUUACCAGAGAAAAUGCUCUGCUACCUAUUUUCCUAAAAUGAAAGACAGUUACCUGGAGGAUGAGAGAGAGCCCCUCCGAGGCUGCGGGCAGGAAUUCUAUGAGCUGAAGCAGCCGGAGUACUGUAGACUAAGCAUUCAGCAGUGUGCAUCUGUUUCACAUUAGCUUUAUAAUUGACCAUUGUUCCCCUUUGUGUAUUUCUGUUAUUCUGAUUUCACAUUAAACACAGUUUCCAAGAAA
Molecule: messenger RNA, 1423 nt
Organism: Hyla sarda
Lineage: Eukaryota; Metazoa; Chordata; Amphibia; Anura; Hylidae
Product: V-type proton ATPase subunit S1-like protein
Exons: 7
Coding region: 251-1348 (365 amino acids)
Cellular component (GO): proton-transporting V-type ATPase complex
Source: RefSeq, a predicted model, not a curated record